Messenger RNA from Parnassius apollo (apollo), 3807 nucleotides. The record is from the annotation of a GenBank genome assembly. Lineage: Eukaryota; Metazoa; Arthropoda; Insecta; Lepidoptera; Papilionidae.
AUGGGUGAUAGUAGUAAGGGUAUUGCUAAAAACGUUGUAACCUCACCUCAACCAAUAGAGUUCUCCGUUGAUGUGAAAGUAGAGAAAUGUGAUGAUAUUGAGAAUAAAGAUGGUCCAGUUAAAGAAGUUGUUAACAAUGGCGGCACAUUCAGCAUGGAUGAAAGUGAUAUUAAUUUAUCUGAACCUAUAGAAAUUGACACAGAGGAUGUGGGUAAAAAAUAUACACUAAGAAAGAUUUUAACAAGAAAUGAAAAGGAAGUAAAUAAUGGACUGGUGCUUGUAAAGCAGUAUACUUUAACAAGAACUUCAAUCUUAAAAGCUGUUAAGGAGCAAGCAAAAGAGAGUACUAGUUUAGCAGACACUUACCUAGAUAUAGCUGUUAGGAAUUUUUAUGGAGAAUUUAGAGAUACUCCAAAAACAUAUCAUGAUAAGCUUAUCUUUGAUGCAUUUGAAAAAUGGAAAGAUUGGUAUGAGACAUGUCCUCGUUUCAGAGAUUCACCUUUGUUGUACAUGUGCUAUAUUUGUAAAAUGGGCUGGUGGAGACUGCACCCAUUUCGAGAACAUAUAAAGAGCCAUGCUGAAAAUACAUUUAAAAUAAGAACUUUACCAAGAGAUCACGAGUUUUACGUGGGAGCAUUUUUUAACCAGGUGCUUAGACCUAUGGAUCUAAAAAUUUUUUUAAAUUGUCCGAAAUGUGGCAGGCCGCCCAAAUAUCAUAACUUCAGACGUCGAUCAGCAAAAUAUAAGUGUGAAGGUUGCAAUAAUGUAUUUUUUACAUGCAAUAAACUCGCUGAACAUGAGGGAAUGUGCAUGUUAUACAUGAAAAUGAAAUGUGACAAAUUAGGAGUAGAGAUCACAAGUGAUUUCAAAACAUGUCCAGUGUGCUUCCAAUACUGUCUAACUCAAACGGAGCUUGACACCCAUAUGAUUGACCGACACUCAGUACAUUCAGAUGAUCCAAUUGUAAUGCAAGCAAAGUUAUGCGCUAUUUGCAAUACAACGUAUCAUAUUUACAAAUUUCAUGACUGCCCAGGAAGAUAUAAUAAUAUAAAGUGCGAAUUUUGCUUUAGAAAAUUCAUUACAAAGGCCUUCCGAAACAUGCACAUACAAUUCUCUAAGAAACUUGUUAAGUGUGCAGUUUGUGACAAGUCUAUGAACCAGUGUAUGCUUCUGGAGCAUAUGUUGCAUCACUCUAAGAAUUACAAGCUUGUGUCCUGGUGUAGUAAAUGUAAAAAUAAUUUAUUACACAUUAAAAGCUCUUUUUAUAAAAAUCAUAUGAAAAGCCAUGGGAGAUGGAUUGAUAAAAAGAGGUGGGGUGCAAAGAUGUUAUUACCUACGAAAUGCAUUACGGGAGAGAUUGUUCACUCGGAAACAGUUCUUAAUAUUCCUGAGAAAGAUUUAGAAGUUUUUAUGAGUGGAUUGGAAGAUGAUGGAAGUAAUUCCAAUGAAGUCGAUGACGACGUUAUAAUCUUAGAUGAUGAUAGGUCUUUGCCAGUUGUUCCAAAUAAAAGUGAAGAAUGUGAUAUAUAUACACUGCAAGCACAAUUAGAUGCAGAAAUACAAAAAGAUGUUGAAAUGGAGGCAGCCAUAUCUAAAGUUUUCAAAGCAUCCAAUUGCUAUCAGAGGUUCUUGCUAAAGGAAACAGAAGAACCUUUGGUCGAUAAUCAGUAUGAUGAUGAUGAUGACGUUAUUCUUUUAAACAACUCUAAUGAAGUUACAAUAAUAUCAGAUUCAGAAGACGACAACGAGAAUGAGAACUCUAAAGAAUUUGUGAAAGACAAUGUCAAAAUUAUUAAUCCUAAAGAAAGAGAAAAAUCUGAUACAAAUCAUAAUACGACAGUGAAGGAAGAACCAAACGAUGAUGCAAAUAUUUCAUGCCGAAAAGAUGGUGCAAUAGAAGCACAUCCAGAACAUAACGAAAAAGUUGACACUUUAACUGCAAAAAAUAAUUCUGUAAUAGAAACUUAUAAUGUGGUGAAAGAAUCUCAUUCAGGUCAAUCUAUUAUUGCCAAAAGAAAAAAGGAAGAUAGUGUGACAUGUCCACAGAACGAGGAUAGCAAUACGGAACUAGGAACUAAUGUGAAAAAGAAACUAAAAAAUGAUAAUAUAAAGUCGUGUCUGGGCAAAGGCACAUAUGCAUCAUACCUACAAGAUAAAGAUAAUAGUUUGAGGCAUAGUAUAGAAAUAAAAGUAGAACCAGGAGACGUUUUAUGUCUACAAAAUGCAGAAUUUAAUGGGCAUCGUGGUCCCGAUGUGAAAGAAGAGCGAGAAGACGAAAUGAUAAUGUCGCAUUCAAGUUACAUUUCAAAUGCAUCAUAUCCACAAGACGUAGAAUUUUAUUUGAAUCAUACAACUGAAGUGAAAGAAGAACUAAUAGAUGAUAUAGUUAUGUUUUAUCCAGAGGAAGUACAUUAUGACGAGGGUAAUAAAAUCGGGAUGAAAGAUCCAGUAUGUGAUGCUGCAUUAUCGUGUGGCGAAAAUAAGCGGCUAGCAAAGAGGAAAUGUACCGAAAACUUAAAACGUAAUAUUGUUACGGCAGAAGAACUCAUAUCGGAUAAGGGGGAUUCAGGAGAACAUAUUCAAGAGAAACUUGAUGUGUCUAUUGUAAAAGUUGAAAUCUUCUAUUCAUGUAAAAAGUGUCCGUUUCGAGGGUGCUACAAUGAAUAUAUUGAACACAUAACUUCGAGUUGCGUUGCUAUGUCUUUUUAUUGUUCAACUUGUACUACAGUCUUUCCUACUUUAAAACUUUACGUGCUCCAUUUAACACGGCAUAAUUACAAAUUUUUAACAUGUCCCACUUGUAAACAGCAGUUUAAGGAGGUCUCGAAGUUGUGCUCACAUAUAAAGUUACACUUAAGAAACUUGUAUAUGAAGUCGCACGAUGUACAAAACUUGGAUUUAUCACCUUCACAAAAGAAUGACAUCCUUCAGUGUAUUGAAUGCAUGGAAAUGAUUAAAUCAGAACAAAUCUUCAGUCACUGGGAUUUGCAUUUGAAUAUGAAAACUGACAAGGAACCAGAAACAGUAGAUGAUAAUGAGGAUUGUGAUGACGAAUCGGAAAUGAACUCUGCACUUACAAGAAAAGUCAUAGAUAUGCUCCUAAUAAAGGAAAAAAUGAAAAUGGUGAGGAUAUGCAUUGUCUGUAACAAAACCUUUUCUAGAAGAAACGAAUGCAAGCGACAUUUGAUUAUGCACCUUCUCCUCCAAGCGUUAAGGUCUAAAGUAAAAAAUAACAACCAGUUACGAUGCCAGCUUUGCGGUGUUGACCAGUACCAUCCAACUCAAUAUAAGGAGCACAUGAGGAAACACGCUUCCAUGGCCAUAUAUAAAUGCCAACUUUGCACCAAAACCUUCAGUGAUUCCAGCAACUGUUCCAAACACAUGAAAGUGCACAAUCUUUAUUCAUUUAUCUGUGACAAGUGCGGUGGGAAAUUUCGCUCGAAGGUGUGCCUAAUUAAGCAUUUGCAGAUGCACGAAUCACGCCCGCUCUCCCAUUGCAUACAGUGUGACAUGUCGUUUUGUACCGAAUCGAAGUUAAAAAGGCACAUUAAGGCUAAACAUAUGCGCGGAUGCUCGUCUUUUGCAUGUAUAAUAUGCAAGAAGAGGUUCGUGAGCUUGAAAGACAAAUGGGACCAUAUGUGGUUGGAACACCAAGAGAGGAAGAUCGAAGCAGACUGUCCUUUAUGUAACAUGGAGUUCAGGAAAUUCAGAGACGUCCAGCAGCACAUGAAGGCGGUACAUUCGUUGCACAUACGACGUAGUAGUCUUUCAGACAAAUUAACCAAGCUAAAGAGAGACUGUGAAUGA